Molecule: messenger RNA, 2004 nt
Organism: Seriola dumerili (greater amberjack)
Lineage: Eukaryota; Metazoa; Chordata; Actinopteri; Carangiformes; Carangidae
Gene: fam83a
Product: family with sequence similarity 83 member A
Exons: 7
Coding region: 1-2004 (667 amino acids)
Biological process (GO): epidermal growth factor receptor signaling pathway
Source: RefSeq, a predicted model, not a curated record
AUGGAAGCCAGCAGUGUGUCCGUGCUGUGGUACAGGAGGUCCAAACCUCUGGGGAAGGUCAGGCGACGGGUUCAAGACCUCCGCAUCCCUUCCUCUUAUUACUAUGACUUUACAGCCGUCAGACCCAUGUUGGACCUGAGCCACAACGAGAGCACUCGGCUGGCAGUGGACUGCCUGCUCACCCGGGGCGUAGAGGGGUACCAGGAGGUGUUAAACGUAGAGGGGGAAGUGGACUUUCUGUCAGAGCUGGAAAAGAAGUACAUCCUGGAAAAUGGAAGAGAUGGCAGUACAGCUGAUCCUGCUGCAUCUGAUGAUGAUGAUGAUGAUGAUGAUGAUGAUGAUUACAAAGAUUUAGUGAGCUCAUCAGCUGGCUCCCAGUCCGCCACAAAAUGCCCUGCAGUCUCCACAGACAGUGAUCCCACAGUGGCAGGUUUUGACCAGAGCAAUGUAAAAGAUGUGAAGUGGACUGAUCCUGUCCUGAGUGAGCCCCGUGUUCAGCUUUAUUUCCAGUCAGAUAGCAGAGGAGCUGGCAUGAAAGAUGUGGUCAGGGAGUUCAUCAGAAAGGCUAAACUGGCCCUGGCCAUAGUGAUGGACAGCUUCAGUGACGUAGAGCUGCUCUGUGAUCUUCUGGAGGCCAGCAGGAAGAGGAAUGUGUCUGUUCACCUGCUGUUGGAUCAUCUCAACCUGAACCUGUUUGUUACCAUGUGGCAGGACCUCAAACUCAACAGUAAAAACUUCCCUAAACUGUCAGUGUGCAGCGUCGACGGACAGACCUACUGUGCCAAGACAGGCAGGAAGCUGACAGGUCAGAUUGCUGAGAGUUUUAUCAUCACUGACUGGACUGAGGUGCUGACUGGCUCAUACAGUUUCUCCUGGCUUUCCUGGCAGGUGCAUCGGAGUCUUGCUGUUCUUGUAAAGGGCAGCGCCGUCACACCUUUCCACGAGGAAUUCCACAGGCUCUACUCCAGCUGCAAACCAGUCCCCGGCUUUGUCACUUUUAUCGCUGCACCUCGUACUCCCCCUCUUCACAUCACAUCGCAUGCAGCUCAAAAUGAAAACAUUGGUAUUAGUAAGUCAAAAUCAAGUCAGACCAAAACAGUGUGCCACUGGGCUUGGAAUGAAGAUGCUCAAAAGACUCAAACAAAAGCAAAAAUGCCAGUUUUAACCAAUCCACAGAGCCCAGAACUGGAGUGCAACAGAGGUGAUAACCAGCCUCAACAUAGAGCAGGUAUAGGUACACAAACAAACACAAAACCUCCACUGCUGUACCCAAAACCGCUGGCUCAGCCAGGAACAUCGCAGAGUGUAUCUGUGGAAAAGCCAAAACAUACACUGAUCGGUGCCUCUGCGCAGCAUGAUGAAAAAACACAGGUGGAACCUCUGGAGAAGAAUCAAACCCAGGUCCAGAGUCAUUCAAAAACUCUUGGUCAGACCGACGCCUCAUACAAUCAGUCGCAGGCUGCCGGUCUUACAGCCGCCACCACCACCACAGAUGAAAAGAGUGCAAAGGUUCAAGAGUCAAACCCUCUUCACACUCAACAAGUAAAGACAGGCUUUCAGUACUCUUGGAUCAAUUCAAGAGGACAAGUCUACUCUCUAGAAACCAGGAGACAAGAUCAGUCCCAGAGGCUCCAGCAACCCCCCCAUCAGUCGUACCCAACCACAGAGGCUGCAGCCAUGGGAACUCAGCUGAAGCCUCAUCUCCAGGCAGAUGAGUUGUUCUCCACAGGUACAAGAGCCAGGCUGCACCUACAGCCCCUAACCUCCCAGCAGGCGAAGCCCCCUCCGAGGCUGAACUGGAUGCUCCAGAGUCACACCGCAAGACCCAGGCUGGUGGCUCAAACCAGCUCCUUUGACACCGCCAACGGGGCGAGACAGAAAAUGGGUGGACAGCCGGGCUGGAGGCCUGUUCAUGGUAACAUGAACGCAUCGCUGGGAAGGAGCAAGAGCUUGACUGACAGACACACAGCAGGAUUCAAAGGAGCAGGACUUGACAGGACCUGA